Aspergillus steynii IBT 23096 is the source of this 699-nucleotide messenger RNA. Its product is annotated as BRcat and Rcat domain-containing protein. The record is from RefSeq and is a predicted model, not a curated record. Lineage: Eukaryota; Fungi; Ascomycota; Eurotiomycetes; Eurotiales; Aspergillaceae. Gene Ontology annotation, cellular component: ubiquitin ligase complex; cytoplasm. Gene Ontology annotation, molecular function: zinc ion binding; ubiquitin conjugating enzyme binding; ubiquitin protein ligase activity. Gene Ontology annotation, biological process: protein polyubiquitination; positive regulation of proteasomal ubiquitin-dependent protein catabolic process; ubiquitin-dependent protein catabolic process. The transcript has 2 exons. The coding region runs from base 1 to 699 and encodes 232 amino acids.
AUGAGCCUAGUUGACCAGGCAAGAUCUGCCCGGGGACGUGCUCUAGAAAUCAAGCCCCCCAGUGAUUCCGGGCUACAUACCCAACCGAAGAAACCCGAAGAGCCCACGCAGAAUCCCAAGCCCGAAGUCCAAUGCUGCGUCUGCUACGAAAAAGUCUCGCAGAAGAAAAUCGUCCGCCUUAACUGCUACGACACCUGGUGCACCGGGUGCAUCAAGGCCCUCUUCCUCAAGGCCGCAACCGACCAGUCCCUGUUCCCGCCGAAAUGCUGCCGCAAGGAAAUCCCCAUCCAUACGAUCAAGAGCACCCUGACUGCCAAGGAGCUGAAGACGUACGAGGACGCGAAGAUCGAAUACACCACCCCGAAAAAGAUCUACUGCAGUAACAAGUCCUGCGCCAAAUUCAUCCCUCCCGGGAACAUCGUCCUGGGGGACCAGGCUGACUGCCAAGCAUGUCGAUCCAGGACGUGCGCGGUGUGUCAGAAUCCUGCCCACAAGGGCCACUGUCCGAAGGACCCGAGUCUCUCGGACACGUUGAAGUUGGCUGAUAGAAGGGGCUGGAAACGCUGCUAUUCAUGCGCGAGGAUCGUGGAACGAAGCGCGGGCUGUAGCCAUAUAACAUGCGUAUGCGGCGCCCACUUCUGCUACGCCUGUGGUAGUAAAUGGGCGACCUGUCACUGCUCAAAGUACUGGGCUUAUUAA